AAGGCCUAUAAAAGAGGGAGCAUCCACCGGACCGACACCAGAGGAGACCCACAUCAGGUAGAACCACAAUGAAGCCUUGCUUUGUCCUUAUUUUGUUGGCUGCAGGUGCAGCUUCCAGAAUGAUUGAGAAGAGGGUUAUUGGGAGCAAGUCCUGUGACAAGGACAGGCAGUACCACGUCCAGAUAGAGUCUGUUCAAGGUGGGAAGGUCUGCGGAGGCGCUCUGCUCAACACCCGCUGGGUCAUCACAGCGUCUCACUGUGCAGAGCAGAAUGUCAAAGUGAAGCUCGGCAUAAACAACGAUGUGUCAUUUCUUACAAAAGCCGCUUCAUGGUUCAAAGGAAACUCCAAAAAACAUGAGCAAAUCAUUCCCAUUAAUCAGCAGCACACCUUCACAAAUGAAGAGAGUAAACAUGACAUUAUGCUCAUACGGCUAAAUGAGGACAUGUCAGCCAAAACUCCCACCAUCAGCCUUCCUUCAGGAGAGUGCACUAAGCUGGAGCCAAAAGCUAAAGUGGAGAUUGGAGGCAUGGGAGCAAGCAAAACAGGGGGUAAACCUGUCAAGGAAGUAAGAUGCGCCACAACAGUGAUCUCUGAGUGUGGUGAGAACGACAAACCUGACAGUAAAUACGCCAGUGAAGAAUCUACAGUCUGUGCCUUCAAACCUGGAGUGGAGUCCUGCCAUGGGGAUGCAGGCUCAGCUGUGGAGUACGAAGGUCAUUUACACGGAGUUGUCGUUAGCGAGCCUACAGAUAACUGUGUCAAAACCAUUGUUAUGCUGGAUAUCUGCCAUUACAUGGAGUGGAUUGAGAAAACCAUGAAGGAAAACUGAGUAAACUCAGCGUUUCAUAUUUAUUAAUCACAAGGAAAUAAUAUAUUAACUUAUUUAUGCAUUUGAGUCAUACUCUAUAUGUUGAUUACAUGCAUAUUU
Molecule: messenger RNA, 929 nt
Organism: Cyprinodon variegatus (sheepshead minnow)
Lineage: Eukaryota; Metazoa; Chordata; Actinopteri; Cyprinodontiformes; Cyprinodontidae
Product: trypsin-like
Exons: 5
Coding region: 69-830 (253 amino acids)
Biological process (GO): proteolysis
Molecular function (GO): serine-type endopeptidase activity
Source: RefSeq, a predicted model, not a curated record